Lolium perenne is the source of this 1245-nucleotide messenger RNA. RefSeq lists its product as uncharacterized. Lineage: Eukaryota; Viridiplantae; Streptophyta; Magnoliopsida; Poales; Poaceae. The record is from RefSeq and is a predicted model, not a curated record.
CAGCCAACACGCGACGAUUUUCUUUGCUCGCCUCCUUCACAACUCACCAAGGCCAAGUUUUUAUCUUCUCCUGCUCCUCCCCCGACACCCUGACUCAGCUCGGAGAGAUCAGGCGGCGCGCGGCCAUGGCUGGAGGGGUGAGCAGGGACAAGGAGGCGCUGCGGGCCAUCCUCAUACAGGCCAUGUGCGCCGCGAAGAGCGUCAGGGUCCAGCUUGACCACCUCCUGCAGCUCCGGCGCCGCCUGCAGCAGCGGAUCCACGCCGACGACGACGACGCGGCCGUGGUCCAGGAGGUCGCCGCCGGCCUCUUCAAGGUCUACUACAGGGGCCUCGAGUACGCCUCCCGCUACCUCAGGUCCUUGUUCGACAUUGCGAUGGAGAACGGAAACCACGCCUUCCUCUACCACCUCGACUUCGCCCUGGCCCUCAUCCCGGACGAGCAGCUCUACGGCGUGCUGCUCGCGCAGCGCCUCCCCUCGCGCCCGACCACCCAGGCCCAGGCCUUCGCCCGCGUCGAGGCCGCCCUCCACGCCGUCAAGCUGCCCGAGGAGCACCACCUCCCGCGCUGCAUCGAGCUCCUCCUCGGCGUCCGCCCGCCCAGCGUCACCGGCGGUCCCUUGCUGUUCCGCGGCGUGCCCGGCUACCCAGACGACCCGCUCGCCGCCGCCCACGAACACCUCGCCAACAACGGCUUCCCCAACCCGGCUACAGCGCCCGCCGCCCCACCUCAGGCGGCCGCGCCCAGCAGCGUGGAUCUGGACCACGCGCUCACCUACCUCCACCGCGCCUGCUCCCUCGUCUACCUCGCCAGCAAGCACAUCGACCUCGCCGUCGCCGCCUUCUCCACUUCCUUCGACCCCGAGGAGCUCGCCGACAACGCCGAAACGGCCGAAAAAUUCUGCUUUAUCCCUGAGGAGUGAAAGUGACCCUAUCCAUCGGAUUCAGGCUGAUCGAGGCUGCCAAACGAUGGGUGGAGGUGGGAUGUCUUGCAUUGUUGAUCCAGAGCUCGCAUCAGUCAUCAGUCGUUUAAUCUAUCUAUUCUCUCUAGUUCAUUCGACCAGCCUUCUUGUAGUUUCAGUUCAGUCAGGACUCAGGCUAACCCUCUGCUAAAUUUCUGGACGGCCGUGGCUAUCUUAGCUUUCAUGAAGAGUAAUAAUAGUGUCAUGUCUUAAUACCUGCAUGAACCGAUCGAACUGCGGCAGUCAGGAUGUGAAAGUUGGUAUUUUUCACAUGCUAUUUUAUUAA